This is a messenger RNA of Dromaius novaehollandiae (emu), 3659 nucleotides long. RefSeq names its product ras homolog family member H (gene RHOH). Gene Ontology annotation, biological process: regulation of actin cytoskeleton organization; establishment or maintenance of cell polarity; regulation of cell shape. The coding region runs from base 669 to 1244 and encodes 191 amino acids. Gene Ontology annotation, cellular component: cytoskeleton; cell projection; cytoplasmic vesicle. Gene Ontology annotation, molecular function: GTP binding; GTPase activity; protein kinase binding. The record is from RefSeq and is a predicted model, not a curated record. NCBI's taxonomy places the organism in Eukaryota, Metazoa, Chordata, Aves, Casuariiformes, Dromaiidae. The transcript has 3 exons.
CAGCAGGGGAGCUCGCACCAGGAAGCUGACUUAACCCAAACCACUCAGCGAUUUCUCGUCAUACUAUAUCUGGGUCUGCUGCCACUGCUGCCUCCAGAUGAACUAAACGCAGACUCUAGGACUGAUUUGGCCAGUACGUGCAGUGCUACCUGGUUACUUCUUCUUUUUUUUUUUUUCUUUUUCUAUAAUAUAAUUGUUCUGAUCUGGUUAAAAAUAAGCCAUCUGAAAACCAAGAACACAGAACUCCACUCUUCUUUUUUUCCUCCCCUAUCUCGCUUAGAGUAUUUGACUUCCGUAACGUUUAUUUUCGACAGCCACUUUCAGCUUCCUGCGUCUGCCGUGUUUCCACCUGUGGAUGGGGCGGGAGUGGGGCUGUGGCAUCCGGAGGAGGCCGGCUUUAACAAAGGAUUUGUCCUGAAGAAAACAUUUACAGAGGAAAAAGAAACAUAAUUUGACUCACUGAAGAAUUAAAACUGACAGCACCACAGAGCUGUGUGGGAGAAAAGGGGAUUUUAGACUCAAGUGACACAAUCAAAUCUUGAAGUGAAGAAGUUUGGAUGGCUUCUCACCAAAUGGAAGUGAUCUAGAGAGCCCUCUGAGAACGUUGCAUCUCCGCAUCCAGCUCCUACUGCGUCGAGACGGUGCACUUGGACCUGGACAUUAAUAAAAUGCUGGAUUCAAUCAAGUGUGUACUGGUGGGAGACUCCGCAGUGGGGAAAACAUCACUCUUGGUACGUUUCACCUCUGAGACUUUUCCAGAUGCUUACAGACCCACUGUGUAUGAAAAUACGGGAGUGGAUGUCUUCAUGGAUGGUGUACAGAUUAGUCUAGGUCUUUGGGACACAUCUGGCAGUGAUGCCUUCAAAGGCAUUCGUCCCCUCUCAUACCAGCAGGCAGAUGUGGUGUUAAUGUGCUACUCAGUGGCAAACCACAACUCCUUUCUAAACCUGAGGAAUAAAUGGAUUGGCGAGAUCCGCAACCACUUGCCCCGCAUCCCCGUAUUGGUAGUGGCUACUCAGACUGACCAGCGAGAUACAGGGCCCUACAGUUCCUCCUGCAUCAGCCCGAUGGACGGAAAGCGCCUCGCCCAGGAUGUCCGGGCCAAAGGCUAUUUGGAGUGCUCUGCCCUCAGCAACAGAGGAGUGCAGCAGGUGUUCGAGUACGCGGUCCGCACGGCGGUCAAUCAAGCCAAAAGACAGAACAGGCGGAAGCUCUUCUCCAUUAACGAGUGCAAGAUCUUUUGAGUCCCGUCAGCAGUGGUUUUGCCCAUGUUCGCUCUUUCUUUCUUUGCACAAAGAUAUAUCUAUCAGCAGAGACAGUGGAAGGCAAAUCAAAGGAGGACUCCUGGCAGGAUCACAGAGUACAGGUGCCCCUAAUGAGACAGAGAGAUGCUCUGUCUGAUCUGCCUUUCUUUUUUCUUUUUUUCCUUUCCACAGGUACUAUCUUUAAAAAUGAAAGGUACAGGUAAAUGCCCUUCUUCACAAAUCUGUGUAUGGACUUUGCCAGUCUGGACUGGCAUGGGCCUAGUUGGGAGAUUUACAGAUCAUAGCUGUGCUGAUUUUAUUGUUGUCAUUGAUGUUUCUCAGUUGUUGGUUUGUCUGCAUUUAUUUAAUGAUGGAAACUUCUGCCCGGAUCUAACCCUCUGCUGACAAGUCGGUCCAUGUGGAAUUUUUGUAUUCUAAGAACUUUGUACAUAAAGUCUGACCACUGUGUAAUCUAUUUAAAAGACUUUUGUAUAUGUUGUAAAAUCCCGACAGAGAUUAUUUUCAUAUACUGGAAGUUCUUCCUGUAGCUAGCCACAAAAGCAAAUUGUCCUAUCCAUAAAACAAUGGCCUGCAGCCUAGCAGUUCUUACACAUGUCCAAGUUACUACACAAUAGUAAUCAAAUCCAGUGUGUCCAGUGCUGGAGUGAUCAAAAAUUACUGACAUUUGAGAGCUGUCCUGCAGCUUUGAGAUUUAUUUUGUUAUGUUUGUCUCAUUCCUAGCAGACUUGAGACUGUCUCAACAAUGUCAUCAAUGAUAGGAUGAACUGGGAGGAAACUAACCUGAUUUCUUCCUAAACUUGACCUAGUUAAAACCCUAGAGGGGUUGGCUUGCAGUCAGGGCUGGUUUAGGUAUAUGGGUGGGGUGACAGAGAUCUGUGCUAUUGCCUCUGUUGCCCCUGCAGUAUUUCUGGUGGCAAAAGAUUUCAGUCUGCAGGGAUGGAAGGUAUUUUUUCAGGAGAACUAAAAUUCUCACAUUUUUAGUAUGCUUUUUUUUUUUUUCCAAACAGUGGUUUUAUUGAAAGUAGUCACUAAAUGUAAUACAAAAUUAAGUGCAUGGCAAUGUUGUAUGCACAUAUUUAGAAUGGCUGAAUAACUUUUUUGGUGUUUGCAUACUGAGCAUAAUUACCUGGAUUGUAUGAAACAAAGAGUGAAACAGGCUUUGCAUCCUGGGGAGCCUGGCAAAUAUAAGAGUCAAAUCCUGAGGUACUUGGGAGUUACUCUCCUGCAGAGAAAGCCAGUCUAAGGAGGUGGGAACUCCACAUGUGUAAGAGAGCUCUACUGGAAGAUGGAUGUUGGUUCAGCACACAAUGUCAUAAAUUCUUUGUGAUUUGCAGUGUCCCCCAUCUCUUUAUGUUAUCUAUGCAAAACCCUCUGCUCCGCGGCAUCCCUCAGAUCUUGCAAAUCUGUCUCAUCCCAAAGUUUCUGCUGCCCACAGCAGAAAUCCCUUCGGGGGAUUUCUUAGUGUGCCAAGAUUUUUGUUCUCUUUCCCUGUCCUUUAGCUAGCCCAGAACUGGCUUUCGAGAGGCUUAUAGCAUAGCGUCAGGAGAGGUGGCACAUGAAACUGUAGGAUGAGUCUCUCUCCCCGUGGAUCCCAAGAGAAUGACCUCAGUUUUGAAUGAGACCUAACUCAUGUAUUUCAAUAGGAAUGGAUGCAAUGGCUUACCUGAUUCAAAUCCAAGGUGGGAUUUCGGGAGUUACCUUACUUAGCAAAUAAGCUAUAGCUCAGAUUUACCUACAGUUUCUUCCUGAAAAAGCAACCAGGUGCUCUUCUCAGUGCUCUGUUCUUCCUCUGAGCUUCUCUAUGAAGGGAAAUUACAAAUUAAAUCGUUCUCCUCCUACGAAUCCCAGAGAUGAUCUGACUUGUGAGGUAGUAUUUGCCUUAUGGCUGCCUUGAAGAGCAACUAUGCACCCACCACCUCCCAGGCUGGUGAAUAUUUAGUGCUCAUCAACCUUAUUUGAAGGGAGACUUCUUGUCAUAAAAUACAUAUUGGUCUCAUGUGAGGCUUUUGUAUCAGCUUUAAAUCCUUACAAGCUUCUGCACCUAGAACACAAGACGAGGGUUCCUGUCACCACCCAGCCUUCCUGUGAUAUUCUCUUUCCUGCCACUCUUUCUCGUUCUAAAACUUCAGGCAUAGACUGCAAACCCUUUGCCCCCUGAAACACUAAAAUUGAUAAUGUUUGUAAAAGAACCUGAACUGCAUGAUACUUAUGUGUAGUUACAUAAGUGCCUACAUAUUUGCAGUCCUCAAUUAAAGACCUUUUGCCUUUUGGAACAUACACCUUUCUACAUCUCAGCUCUUGCAAUGCUUCUUCACUGACAGUUGUGUUUUUUGUAACCCUAAUUUAAAAGUAGCUAUUGUUACUGUUUGAACAUUAAAGAACACAUGCAAAAUA